Molecule: messenger RNA, 4404 nt
Organism: Schizosaccharomyces cryophilus OY26
Lineage: Eukaryota; Fungi; Ascomycota; Schizosaccharomycetes; Schizosaccharomycetales; Schizosaccharomycetaceae
Product: formin Fus1
Exons: 1
Coding region: 183-4253 (1356 amino acids)
Biological process (GO): actin cytoskeleton organization; barbed-end actin filament capping
Cellular component (GO): cell division site; mating projection tip
Molecular function (GO): small GTPase binding; actin binding
Source: RefSeq, a predicted model, not a curated record
GAAAAAAUUACAUCUAUCUUGACGGAAUCCGAGAACAAAGAAAAUGAAACAGGCAGUUUGAGAACUUUCCUUUCACCAAACUCUUUUACUACUCAUUCUUUGAUCAAUACAUUUGUGUUCUAUGUCAAACUUCUUAAAACCAUAGAAAAGAAGUCAAAAAUUGAAGAGUGAAACAAUACAUAAUGGGGAAUAAUGAGAUUCGAAUAUCCAAACCCAUUAUUAAGGGAGAUUCAAUUCAUUCAAUUAUGGAUGGUCCACCAAACGAUACAUUUGCAACUUCUCCAAAGGAGAGUAGUACCAAAUCGGUAGCUUCAAAAAAAUCAAGGCAAUGGAAGUUGAAAAAUGAUGAUCUACAUUCAAAUUGGUCGCUUACUUCAUCGUUUCUAAGCAUUGAAGACAGAAAUUCUGUUCCUUCAAUGAGUAGCUUAGAAAAGACUCAAAAGAACAACGUCACCGACUCAAGAAUCCUUGAUGCCGUAGAUAUUCACCAAAAGUGUCCAAAUGAUCCUAAUUUGGUUGAUGAGCUAUUUUUAGAAGUGGUUACUACUUUAAAGAAAGAGAACCAGGAAUCGUACUCUUCCUUCUUUUGGGACCCGAAGAUAACCCUGUCUAUGGAAAAUAAAUGGGCAUUUAUCACGAAUUACCUUAUUAAAAAGGAUAAAGUACUCGCUGUUAAGCGAAACGAGUCUGAGACUACAACGAAGUGUUCAGUCGCAUCUUACAUUGAGAAGCUCUUAGAUAAAAUGCCAAAGUGCAAGCAUGUAGAGUCCCUAGUAGUCGCUCUUCGCACUGAAUCUGUUACUUGGGUUCGUACUUUUUUUAUGAUGGAUGGCCAAGAUCUUUUACUUAAGCUUUUGGGUGACUUUCGGGAUACAAGAUACCCCAAAAUAACAGAUGCUAAUUUGGAGUUAGCCGUUUUAAAAUGUCUCCGUUGUUUGAUGAAUCAUGAAGAAGGCGUCCUUUUCUAUAUAGAUAAAGAGUACAUGAUAGAGCCCAUUCUACUAUGUCUAUUGAAACCUAAGUUAUCCAUCCGCAAAAUAUCCGCCGAAAUAUUGACCUUUUUGUGUUACUGGAACAAUCCGACAGGUGUGAACAUAGUCUUACGAGGUAUUGAAUUAUUGUCGUUGAAAAGUAAAAAUUCCCUAAAUAUUAUACCCCUUUGGCUGCAUCAUUGGGAGGUUGCAAUUGAUAACAGAGGAAAGCUUGGAAGUCUUGUUGGUGCUGGAAAAGACGCCCGUGAAGAAGGGAUCCGGUAUAACCAGAUGGUCCUUGAGUAUUGUGUUUCUCAAAUGUUGCUCAUUAAUGCGCUCUUGGAAAACUUUACUACGAGGGAAAUGCUGUGCCGAUUCAAUCAAACGAUUAAAGAUUCUCGGUUUCAACCUAUCCUUGAAAAGAUGAGUACCAUAAGGAAUCAGGAUAUAGAGAGACAGGUACGAAAGUAUUACUAUGUUAUUGAAAAUGCUUUUUCUGAUUUGAAACCUCCAUCAAAUGAGCGUGAUUUAGGCUCUUCUGUGCUUAAAAUAUUUGACAAUGAAGACCUGAAUGGUCUUCUCAAACAGUUCCUUAAACAUUUUUUCAAACUAGUGAAAACUAACAAAGCUCCUUCUCGAAUAAUUAAACUUCUGGACUGCUAUAUUUUAAGUCUUCAACCAAUUUUUGAAAGCACCUUUGCUUCUGAAGUUGAUAAACUACAUGAAGAAAUGACUUCUGAUAGCUUUUCUCAUAGGAAUCAUGCUAAUUUUUCUACAACUAAUCGAACUUCGAAACAUCAUCGAGCUAGCGAAAGUGAAAUUGCAACGCCAGAUGCUGUGGAUGCUCCUGGUUAUGGUGCAAUUUCGUCGGCCAUAGGAAAGAGUUUCAAGGAAAUGGAAAGAAGUUAUGAUAAUCUGAAAAAAGGUUAUGAAGCAGACUUAACUUCGAUAGCGGAUUCUUUAAGUACAUUAUUUCCUGACAAAUUCUCAUGUCUUCAUGGCAAUGAGAACAACGUCGUUUCGAUAUUAAAAAAGAUGGCCGAAGAUGAAAACAUAGGAAAAUCUACUACUUUGAAUGAAAAUUCCAUGAAUUCAUCAGAACGGAUAGAAGGACAAGAAACCGUCGGCGACCUGACAGGAAUAGAUUAUUCGAAGAAGAAAGAGCUUGGACCAAAUGAUGACUUAAUAAAGCAGAGAAAAGAAUCUACCAAUCAUUCAGGCAUCUUGAACCCCAUUUUGCGUGCAACUUCUAAACAGACAAGGUCACUGCAAGGCAAUCGAUCUAGCAAAUGUAUGGGCUCAGGUAAAGGUAUUGAUUUAUCAAAGGCAAAUUCUAUUGCCUUUAAAGCCGAGCCUGUAUCCGCUGUGUCUAUUCAAUCGUUUGACGUUCACAUGAAUAUAAACGAGGGUUGUAGUGGCGUCAGUGAUAAAGCGGAAAGCCUAAGUCCUAUAGUUUAUUUCCGCCGAAGUCCAGAUGUUGGCAAACUCUGUUCAAGUGAGAUUGAAGAAUUAUCCGAAGAGCCAAAGGACAUGAGUACUUUGAAUGCUUCAUCAAACCAGCUAGAGCAAAGUCAAAAUGAAGCAAUUUCUGCUCCGCCUAUCGCUCCACCAGCUCCUCCUUUACCUCCGGCGCAGAUCCCUCAAGUAAAUGGUGAUACUAAACCUUCUAUGACUAAUACCUUGAAGAUUCCUGACGAUUUUAAUUCUAAAGAGAUUACUACGAAAGAUAUAUUUAAUGGUGCAGUUGAGAAUAACAGUCUAGCAGGAAAAGAAAUGCCACACUGGAAGUUAUAUUAUUCCCCCUCGAAACGACUUAAACAAUUGCACUGGAAAAAUUUAGAGGUACCGGUCGAGCGUACUCUAUGGAAUAGACCUUUAGCUGAUCCUUUCGUUUUAAGUAUCAAGCUGAAUUGUGAUGGUAUUUUGAAUAACCUUGAAACUUGCUUUGCCAUGAGAGAAGCCAAAAAGUUUAAGAAAAAAGAUUCCACUAGUAAUGGAUUUAUGCCUCCUGAUUUACAGCAGUAUUUUGGCAUUCGAUUGCAUAGAUUUGUUUGCUUGUCUUCAUUUGAGAUUGCUUCCAAGUUUUAUUACUGCGAUUCUGACAUAUUGGAAUUGAUUGAUUUCUUUGUGGAUAGAAAAUUGUUCUUCCAAGAUUCAUUGAAGAAAAAUCUCUCUACUUUCCGUACAACUUGGAACAAUGGAGUGCCUAAUUAUAAUAGGGGUUUGCUUGAGCUCACAAAAUGGGAGCAAGUAUACGUGCUUUUGAUUAUUGACACUGAGAGUUAUUAUGAAAAGAGGAUGAAAUCUUUGAAAGUCAUGUCUCUACUUGAUCAAAAUCAUCGCGACUUACAAAGGCAAAUAAGGAAAAUUCAUUGCACUUUACUUGAUAUUAAGACGAGUACGAAUUUCAAGUAUCUACUAAACCUGAUUUUGCUUCUUGGAAACUAUAUGAAUGACACUCCCAGGCAGAGACAAGGAUUCAAAAUCGAUAGUCUGCAGCGGUUAAGCAUGAUAAAGAAUGAAGAAAACGGCUUGACAUUACUACAUACCGUCGAAGGUAUCAUUCGCAAAUGUUUUCCUGAGCUAGAAGAAUUUCUUCAUGAUUUGGCAAAUGUUCCGGAAGUUGUGAAAGUCAAUUUCGAUCAACUAGAACAAGACUGUUUAAGCCUUGGCCAAUUAGUUAAAGAAACAGAGGAAGAUUUUUCUGAAAAAGGCGAAUUGUCAGGAACGAAAGCACUGCAUCCCGAUGAUCGCAUACGUGAGAUAAUUACUCCAUGGAUACCAUCAGCGAAAGGUAUAACGGAAAAAUUAAAGUCAGAUCUCAUGUCAAUGAAAGAGACUUUUGAGUGUACUUUGACAAUGUUUGGUGAAAACUCUGAUAGCCUUGCUUCCGGAAGCUACUUCUUUGAAAGUCUUCAUGAAUUUUUGAAGGAAUACAAUAAAGUUAAACAAGCCAAUCUGAAGUUUGAAGAAGAGGAACGAAUUGCUCAUGUACGAUUAAAAGCUUUGGAAGCAACAGGUAAAAAAGACUUGAUGCAAAGUACUUUACAAGAAACUAUUAAAGAUGAGAAUGCUGUCAUGGAUAAUCUCUUGAAAAAGUUGAAACAGGGAAAGUGUGAUGUAUCACGUCUUGUUGACUAUGAGGAAGAGCUUUUAGCUUUAGAUUUUCCUAAAGAUGGAAAUGAAGCUAACUCCGAUUCAAAUGAAUCAAUGAAUUCGCAUAUUAAACGCCCGAAGACGGUUGUUUUGAAAGCUCAAAACAUGCUGAAACAAUUAAAAUAAUCUGAUGACACCUAAUGACUAAACGAUUGAAUACGAAUAAUAAUUAUGGAUGAUAUGGUCCCAAAAAGGAUAUAUAGACUGAACUAGACUAAUAAUAUAGACGCUUGUGACAUGGAUAUGGAAUAUACUUGGUAAUUAAUUAUGGUUCAUU